UCAUUGACAUGUUAGAGUAGCUAGCCGGCCUACUGCCGGCCUUGAGCAGUGAGCGGUACCACAUCAUGGCUUAAAUCUAUAAGUAAGGAAAACCCCCAGUAAUCUCUCUAUGCAGCAACUCCUCAAUCCUUUACUUCAUCUUCCCUUUCUUUCACAUUAAUUAUAUAAACCAAACUCAGUAAUUAAUCCUUCAAGGACAAGAUGAGGCAAGCUGGGACAUACUCGGCGAUACUGUGGGGUGGUUUAUCAGGGAGAAGAGGGGGGCCACACUGCUUGCCCUUGGCAAGGAUCAAGAAGAUCAUGAAGAAAUCUGGAGAUGAUGUGAAGAUGAUAUCUAGGGAAGCCCCAAUUGUGUUCUCAAAGGCUUGUGAGCUCUUCAUUGAAGAGCUAACACAAAGGUCCUGGAUGGUGACCAUGCAAGGCAAGAGGAGGACCCUUCUCAAGGAAGAUGUUGCCUCUGCUGUUAUAGCUACUGAUAUCUUUGACUUUCUUGUUAACUUGGUGGCUAAUAAUUCCUGCAACUCCAUGGAUAAUCCUGAUCAGGAAAUCAAUAUCAGAUCAAAACUCAUAUAAUUCUCUAAGUACAGACUAUAUUUCUCCAUCAUCACAAUAAACU
Messenger RNA from Hevea brasiliensis (rubber tree), 616 nucleotides. Its product is annotated as nuclear transcription factor Y subunit C-3-like. Bases 202 to 573 code for a protein of 123 amino acids. Gene Ontology annotation, cellular component: nucleus. The record is from RefSeq and is a predicted model, not a curated record. Gene Ontology annotation, molecular function: DNA-binding transcription activator activity, RNA polymerase II-specific; protein heterodimerization activity. The transcript has a single exon. Gene Ontology annotation, biological process: regulation of DNA-templated transcription. NCBI's taxonomy places the organism in Eukaryota, Viridiplantae, Streptophyta, Magnoliopsida, Malpighiales, Euphorbiaceae.